AUGGCCAUACCCAGGAUGUUCUCCCGGGUGCGAAUGCUACUCCUUGCCUUAAUCCUCGCAUGCGUCUUCAUUUGGUCCUUGUCGCGCUCGCGGAACCCCAACACAGCGUAUUCGAACGACGUCACUGCUUUCCCCCCCAACUCAGAAUCCAAUGUCGCCCAUAGCACUGCGGCUCAUAUUGCCUUCUGGCGCCAAUUCAAGCCGCUCCUGACCGGUUACGAACCGCAAUGCCCGCCACCUGAUAGACUGGGAACCGCAGCCUCGAACCGGUUUAGCAUGCAGGAUCCGGAGCGCCGGCCGGAGCUGUUGGACAUGAUGAUGGAAGAUGUGGACAAUAUGAAGUCUGCGCAUGGCGGCUUUGUCGACCAUAUCAAGAAGAAUCCGCCCCAGUUGCAGUAUACCCCCAACACGAGGGGCCUGGUAUCCACCGCGGGUGGUUCGUAUUUGCCAGUCUUGGUUAUUUCGCUGCGAAUGCUUCGGAAAACGGGUUCGACGCUGCCCGUCGAGAUCUUCCUCGCUGAUUCGGACGAAUAUGAAGAGUAUACCUGUGGCGUGGUUCUACCUUCUUUGAAUGCCAAAUGCGUUGUCCUUUCAGAAAUCCUAGAUGCGGUUCCUGGGGUUAAGGAGAUUGAGAAAUACCAGUUCAAGCCUUUCGCCAUGCUGUUUUCUUCAUUUGAGGAAAUUCUGUUUUUGGAUGCUGAUGCAUUUCCGCUUGAGAAACCAGAAUCUCUCUUUGUUAAUGAGCCCUUCAAGUCCAAGAACAUGGUUACCUGGCCGGACUUCUGGUUCUCCACGGCCUCGCCGAUGUACUAUGAGAUCGCAUCUCAAACUGCCCCCUCAAUGAAUCUCCAACAGUCGACCGAAUCCGGUGAGGUGUUGAUAUCAAAGAAGACCCACCUGAGGACCCUUCUUCUCUGUACCUACUAUAACUUCUGGGGCCCUAGCCACUACUACCCCCUGCUCUCGCAGGGUGCAUCAGGGGAGGGCGACAAGGAAACGUUCAUAGCAGCUGCCAUGGCAGUCGGUGAGCCCUUCUAUCAAGUCAGCGAGCCCAUCUGCGCCAUUGGCCACCGUACAGAAGGUGGGCUGGCUGGCUCUGCAAUGGUACAAUUCGACCCAACGCAAGAUUAUGCUCUGACGCAAAAGGGCGAGUUCCGCGUCAACGGCUCAACCGCUGCUGCACCUCGGGCAUUUUUCAUUCACGCCAACUUUCCAAAGUUCAACCCAGCCACUGUUUUCUCACCGCAGGCGGUCAAUCCGGCCUUGGAAGACGAUGGGGUCACCUACACACGGGCGUGGACAAUUCCGCAAGAAGUAAUUCGAGAAUUCCCCACCGACGUCGAGCGACAGUUUUGGAAAGAGAUCCUCUGGACUGCCUGUGAACUCGAAGAUAAGUUCAGAAGUUGGAAAGGUCAAAAGGGCAUCUGUGCGGGGGUCCAAAAAUACUGGGAUGCUAUUUUUGUGGGUCAGAAAGCCUCCAAGGAUAAGGAUUGA
Messenger RNA from Aspergillus wentii DTO 134E9, 1494 nucleotides. RefSeq names its product alpha-mannosyltransferase. The coding region runs from base 1 to 1494 and encodes 497 amino acids. The record is from RefSeq and is a predicted model, not a curated record. Gene Ontology annotation, molecular function: alpha-1,2-mannosyltransferase activity. Gene Ontology annotation, biological process: mannan biosynthetic process. Gene Ontology annotation, cellular component: Golgi apparatus. The transcript has a single exon. NCBI's taxonomy places the organism in Eukaryota, Fungi, Ascomycota, Eurotiomycetes, Eurotiales, Aspergillaceae.